This is a messenger RNA of Larimichthys crocea (large yellow croaker), 1605 nucleotides long. RefSeq names its product mucin-3A. Bases 84 to 1502 code for a protein of 472 amino acids. The transcript is spliced from 9 exons. Gene Ontology annotation, cellular component: synapse. The record is from RefSeq and is a predicted model, not a curated record. Lineage: Eukaryota; Metazoa; Chordata; Actinopteri; Sciaenidae. Gene Ontology annotation, biological process: cell projection morphogenesis.
UCACUGAAACAUCUUCUGAACCAGAAACUGCAACAACGUCAACAAGUAGAAGCACAACUCAUCAUCCACCGACUAGUCAGGAAAUGUCUUCAACAAGAUCCUCAUCGACUGAGGCACAAUCUACAUCUUCCACAACAGUAACACCAACAGGAACAGCUGAAUCAACAGCCUCCACCUCAACACACUCAACAAAUCCAGUAACAACAAGUGCGACCAGCGAUCAUUCCACAACAACUGUACAAUCGUCGACAAAUGCAGAAGUCUCACCAAGUUCACAUUCUACAGUCUUUUCAACAACAAAUGAAAAAUCAAGUAGCACUUUACAAUCUUUCAUAUCAACCUCAAAGGCUUUAACAUCCACAGGAACUAUCAGUACAAAGACCCUUACAACAGUCAGCCAUUCAGCAUCUACCAUUAUCCCCCUUUCAAAUGCGACUGCCACGGUGACUACACCACCUACCACUCUUCAGUGUAGUGAUAAGGACUGUCCUGGGUGUACUGGUACAUGUGCUUUUAACAUGACACUUGGACAAUGUCACUGCCAUUGUCAAGACUUUGUUUUUGGCGAUAUCUGUGUUUUGGGAGAGAAUGACACCACUGCUCAUAUUGACACUGGAGCAAUUCCAACUCGAAAAGCAAAUUUUACUUUGGAAAUCAACAUCACCUUUCAUGCGUAUUUUAAUCAUUUAAACUCACAACAGUCAAUUGAAUUCAUCAAGAAAUUGGAACAACAGCUCAUACCUUUAUGCAAAGAAGCAGAUCCACAAAAUUAUAAAAACCUACAAAUCGUCAAGUUGUCAAAGGGAAGUGUUGUUGCAGAGACCGUGGCAGAGUAUGGCUAUGCAAACAAUGAUACUGAAAUCCAGUUUGUCAACAAUCAGCUUGAUGGGGUGUUAACUAAUAUCUUGAAUGACACAAGUAACCUCAAUAAGAUUUCCCAGGCCUUUAAUGCAAAUGUGGUGUUAAAUACACUUACCUUCCAGCCACCUGAGAUUAAAAAUAUUUCAGACCUGAAGCCUUUUGUUAACUGCUCCCACUUUGCUAAUUACACUGCUGAAAUUGGCAAUGGUCAAUGGCAGUGUGUUGGACCUUGCAAAACAAAUCCUGAUUACUGUCAUCAACAUGGUGAAUGUUUCAAUAACAUUUACAAAGGGGCCACCUGUAGAUGCUUUGAGUCCAGCCUGGAGCAGUAUUAUGGCCCACAGUGUGACCUCUUCCGUUGGGGUUCAGGUUUCUACGGAGCACUGUUUGGAUCAUUGGCAGGAGCACUCCUGCUCUUGAUUAUCAUUGUCACUGUGAUUGUCGUCUUCAAAAAGAGACACACCGGUGUUUGGAAAAGAAGCAAUUCCUAUAACAGAAGACUGUCUGCUUUUGAUGAAGAUUUUUUUGAUUUCUCUGAUAUAGGUGGUCACAACUUGGGACUUGCAGGCGCUUCAGGCACAUCAGGGGGUUUUAGGCCACGUCUACAAAAUGUUAACACCCAAUUGCAGGGCACAACAUAAUGUCCAGAGGUUUUGAACAUCAACCCUAGAUGAAGGCUACUAGGAAUUUUUUAUUAUAAAUACAAUGUUUUCCAUGUUUGAAAUAAAGAAAAUUACAGUUCAG